Messenger RNA from Gavialis gangeticus (Gharial), 1599 nucleotides. It is a transcript of the gene MBOAT1, whose product is annotated as membrane bound O-acyltransferase domain containing 1. Gene Ontology annotation, molecular function: acyltransferase activity. The transcript has 14 exons. Gene Ontology annotation, biological process: lipid modification. Bases 29 to 1528 code for a protein of 499 amino acids. Gene Ontology annotation, cellular component: membrane. NCBI's taxonomy places the organism in Eukaryota, Metazoa, Chordata, Crocodylia, Gavialidae. The record is from RefSeq and is a predicted model, not a curated record.
GCGAGCCGCAGCCGGGCGGGGAUGCAGGAUGGCGGAGGCCCCCAGCCUUCCUUACAGGACCACCGGCUCCACCCUGCUGCACCCGCUCAGCCGGCUGCUGGGCAUCCCGCUGGACCAGGUCAAUUUUGUAGCCUGUCAGCUGUUCGCCCUACUGGCUGCCUUUUGGUUUCGCAUCUAUUUGAGCCCCAGUCAUGCCAGUUCUGUUGUUCGUCAUGCAUUUGCCACUCUCUUUGGAAUAUACUUUGCUGUUUUCUGUUUUGGAUGGUAUUCCCUUCACAUUUUUAUACUUGUGAUGAUGAGCUAUGGCAUCAUGAACUUGGCGAGUAUUUCCAAUGUCCACAGGUAUUCCUUUGCUGUAGCCAUAGGAUACCUCACAUUGUGCCACAUUAGCCGACUAUGCAUAUUCCAUUAUGGUAUUCUUACUACAGAUUUCUCUGGAGGAUUAUGCUGUCCACUGAUGAUUGUUACGCAGAAGAUCACAACUCUUGCAUUUCAAGUCCAUGAUGGGAUAGGUCGACAAGCUGAGGACCUCACUGCAGAGCAGAGUCGACUUGCUGUAAAAAGAAGACCUUCUUUACUGGAGUAUUUAAGCUAUCUUCUCAAUUUUAUGAGUAUCAUAGCUGGGCCUUGCAGCAAUUACAAGGAUUAUAUAGCCUUCAUUGAAGGGAGGCAUGUACAUAUGAAACUUUUAGAAGUGAACUGGAAGCAAAAGGGUUACGAUAGACUUCCCGAUCCUUCUCCAACUGGAGCUGUGGCGUACAAACUCUGUAUCACCCUUGUAUCUCUCCUUUUGUUCUUGACACUUACCAAGAGCUUCCCUGUUACAUACAUCAUUGAUAACCAGUUUAUCAAUAAAACAUCCUUCAUGUCAAGACUUGGUUACCUGUAUGUUGUUACACAAGCAUCGAAGCCAAAGUAUUACUUUGCAUGGACCUUGGCAGAUGCAGUCAACAAUGCAGCUGGCUAUGGGUUCAAUGGUGUUGAUAAGAGAGGCAAUUUUCGUUGGGAUCUGCUGUCCAACUUAAAUAUCUGGAAUAUUGAGACUGCAACAAGUUUUAAGGUGUACCUUGAGAACUGGAACAUUCAGACAGCUGCCUGGCUGAAGCGUGUUUGCUAUGACAGGGCUCCAUUUCACCCUACAGCUUUAACUUUUAUCCUGUCAGCCCUGUGGCAUGGCAUCUACCCUGGAUAUUAUUUUACAUUCCUCACUGGAAUCCUUAUUACAUUAGCAGCCAGAGCAAUCAGGAACAAUUGCAGGCAUUAUUUCCUCUCUUCAGAGCCACUCAAAGUGAUCUAUGACAUUAUCACAUGGCUUGUCACUCAACUGGCUGUCUGUUACACUGUUGCACCUUUUGUUUUGCUGGCUGUGGAGCCCACCAUUAAGUUUUACAAGUCAAUGUACUUUCACAUGCACAUACUAGGCUUCCUGGUAUUGCUGGUCUUACCAGUCAGACGUCAAGACCACCCCAUAAAGCGGCUUCAAAAUCGGGUCACAGAAAACUCAGUUAAAAACAAGAAAGAAAAGUGAUACCUCAAAGGCAAACCACUGAUCUUGGAAAAGCAGAGUGAUGUACCAAAAAAAAAAAAAAAAGGGAAAAA